CUAAGGCUACAGAGAAGUUUUUUGGUCUACCAUAGACUAGCGCGAAUUGCGUGAUCGCACGUCUUCUCCCCCAGCUAUCAACCAUUGCGGAGAAGGAUUUCAAAGCGUAUCCGAUGGCGGGCCUGGUUAUAUUCUCCAAAGGGCGAGAGACCUGUUCUCGUCCACCACACCGAGCAAUCGAUUUGUAGUAUUAUUUUCUUCUGCGAGACGCCAGGAAAUACACCUACGCCAUCAUUCUACAACGCCUUGCUCGCACGUGCCAAUUGCUACAUUCGGAUACCUGAACAUCAUGUCGUCACAACGCUCUGUGAAGGAGUCCCGGGCUCAGUCGCCCAGCAUUCGAUCAGAGUCUGGAUAUGCUUCCGGGGCCUCGAGCCAGGACAGUCUGCCUGAAGUCUACUUCAGCAAGCCUCAUCUGAAAUUCCUGAACGCUCAGUUGCAGAAGCUGGAGCCGCAGGACAUCCUCAAGUGGUGCAUCACAUCCCUGCCUGGACUGUCCCAGACCACUGCCUUUGGACUGACUGGCCUGGUCACCCUGGACAUGCUUUCUAAGAUGGAUGGGCCCUACAAGCACAACACCGACAUGAUCUUCCUCGACACCCUCUUCCACUUUGAUGAGACUUACGCACUGGUUGACCGCAUCCGCAAGAGGUACAACACCCCCAUCCAUAUCUACAAGCCUGCUGGCUGCGACACCAUCGAGGACUUCAAUGCCCGUUACGGUGAGAAGCUGUGGGAGAGCAACGAGGACCACUACGACUAUGUUGCCAAGGUUGAACCUGCUGAGCGCGCGUACGCCGAGCUCCAAGUCAAGGCUGCCAUCACGGGACGUCGCCGAAGCCAGGGAGGCAAGCGUGGUGACCUCGACAUCAUUGAGAUCAACGAGAGUGGCCUUAUUAAGAUCAACCCCCUCGCCAACUGGUCGUUUGCGCAGGUCAAGGAGUACGUUGACGCUAACGACGUUCCUUACAACGAGCUCCUGAACAAGGGCUACAAGAGCGUUGGUGACUGGCACUCAACACAGCCCGUUGCUGCUGGAGAGGACGAGCGUGCGGGCCGCUGGAAGGGCCGCAACAAGACCGAGUGCGGCAUCCACAACCCCAAGUCGAAGUACGCACAGUUUCUCAAGGAGCAGGAGCUGAAGGCACAGCAAGAAGCGCUCAACGAUGCCCUGCAAAAGCUGGCUGUGUAAGGUGUCUCGUUGCAUUUUCAUUUUGGCGUUUUAUAUCAAGCAUUUAGCAUUGGCGUUUGGGUCAUGGUUAUGAAGCAUGGGGACAGGAAUGAGCACGGAAUCUGAAAUAGGCAUCACAACGAUGGCCAGACGACAUAGAACUUCAACUGGAGCCGAGAUACUACCGGUUGUGAGUGUUGACAGAGAAUGAAGAAUCUACAUCCAAGACUUGAAGGCGUGAUUGUGAGGCGUUGGUUGGUGAAAAAUGACACCAUCUGGAGAAGCACAAACAAAGACCAUUGGCCCUCCCCACGUCAUGUACCCGAGACUACCAACGGGCAAUGCGGCGAGCGAAAACGCGUGCAAUCGCGCCAUCGGUUCCAAGGAAUUGCCGACCAUACAGGGUCCCGCCGCCCCCC
This is a messenger RNA of Boeremia exigua, 1590 nucleotides long. RefSeq names its product phosphoadenosine phosphosulfate reductase-like protein. Lineage: Eukaryota; Fungi; Ascomycota; Dothideomycetes; Pleosporales; Didymellaceae. The transcript is spliced from 2 exons. Gene Ontology annotation, molecular function: phosphoadenylyl-sulfate reductase (thioredoxin) activity. Gene Ontology annotation, cellular component: cytoplasm. Bases 290 to 1192 code for a protein of 300 amino acids. The record is from RefSeq and is a predicted model, not a curated record.